This is a messenger RNA of Mercenaria mercenaria, 1329 nucleotides long. RefSeq lists its product as uncharacterized. Gene Ontology annotation, molecular function: ubiquitin-protein transferase activity; zinc ion binding. Gene Ontology annotation, cellular component: nucleoplasm; chromatin. Gene Ontology annotation, biological process: positive regulation of DNA-templated transcription. The coding region runs from base 76 to 1329 and encodes 417 amino acids. The record is from RefSeq and is a predicted model, not a curated record. NCBI's taxonomy places the organism in Eukaryota, Metazoa, Mollusca, Bivalvia, Venerida, Veneridae. The transcript has 6 exons.
CGAUCAAUACUCAAGGUUAAGUAAAUACACAUGAGCGUUAAAAUUGUCGUUUAACUAAAUAAUGAUAUAUAUUGUAUGACAAGUAAGAGCAAUAUGGAGGUGUCGGGUAGAAAAGACUGUAAUAAACAAGACAAGCUUUGUAAGCCUUGUGAAGAUCGGGAAUUAGCAACAGGAGCGGAUGGUUUCUGUAUGGAGUGUGAGGAAUAUAUGUGUCAAACUUGUUUUGAGUCACAUAAACAAUGGAAGAUAUGUAGAGGUCAUACAAUGACAAGUUCUGAAGGGCCAAUGGUGAAAGAAGAACGAAGAGACGAUUUUGAAAAGUGUAAUCAGCACUUAAAUGAAUUUAUAAAAUUCUAUUGUCCAGAACAUGAGCAAGUUGGAUGCGGCGACUGUAUGAUUCUUGAACACAAAACUUGCAAGGUCGAGUACAUUCGUGAUAAAGCAAGUACGUUUAAAGAGAGUAAGGAUUUUAUUGACUUAGUUAAAGGAGCAGAGAAAUGUCACAUUGAAGCAAAAGAAGUAGCAUCAUCUAUUAGGAAUAACAAGAUUCAAGUUGUAGAUAUCAACCAAAAGUUCACCGGAGACGUCGAAAUGUUCAAAGAAGAAAUGUUUUCUCACAUCACCAAACAAACAAACGCCAUGUUAAAGAAAGGAGAGGAUGUAAAGGAAACGGAUAUGAAGAAAAUGGAUAAGCUAAAAAACGAAAAUGAAGGAUUGAUCAAUGAAGUAUCGCUUUUGAGUGAAUUAUUUGAUUCAUUGAUUGACACACCUAAUAAACUCUUUGCUAGAUCAAUACUAAAAAAACCUAAACUUAACAGACUUCGCGAACAACUUAACAAUAUUAAGGAGAGAAACAAAAUUACAGUGUACGAAUUUCAACGUGAUGGUAACUUGGAACGUUCCGUAAAAGAUUGUCAACAACUUGGAAAUAUACAAACAAACAGGCAGAUCAAUGAAAAGGAUUUGCAAGAUGAAGUAAGACCAAAGAAAACAGACCAGCCUGACCAAGCCCCUUUACUCCCGAAAUACCAGCCUUUGCUGGAGAGACAACUGAUCUGCAGAAACAGUGCUGUUGGUGAAGAAUGUCUAAGUCACGCGGAUAAUGGAAGUGGUGAUGUUGGACUGUCUGUGGACAAAACAGUCGACAACUUCAAUGAAGUAGAGAUAUCGAACUUGGGCCAACGUGGCACUAUUGAUGUAAAAGAAGACAUCAAACGAAAAGAAAGAACCCAGCUGCCUCAAGUCCCUGUGCCCAAGAAACCCCAGCCCUUGCUGGACAGACAACUGAUCUGUAGAAACAUUGCUGUUGAUGGUGAAUACCUCAGGUAA